Molecule: messenger RNA, 336 nt
Organism: Staurois parvus
Lineage: Eukaryota; Metazoa; Chordata; Amphibia; Anura; Ranidae
Source: the annotation of a GenBank genome assembly
ACUGGUGGGUGGCACUGGUGGGCACAGGUGGGUGGCACUGGUGGGCACAGGUGUGUGACAUUGCAGAGUGGCACAGGUGGGUGCACUGCUGGGCACAGGUGGGUGAUCUGCUGGGCACCGGUGGGCGGAGCUAGUGGGCGCACUGCUGGGCACAGGUGGGCGGAACUUGCGGGUGGCACUGCUGCACCGAUCAUCAGGGCACCGAUCAUCAGGGCACUGAUAAUCAGUGCCCUGAUGAUCGGUGCCGAUCCCCGCUCUGACAACUGCCGGUUCUCGGCAGUACUUUCCUCACGAUCUGACAGCAUGAGGAAAGUGCAGCCGAGAACCGGCACUUGC